This is a messenger RNA of Anthostomella pinea, 1830 nucleotides long. NCBI's taxonomy places the organism in Eukaryota, Fungi, Ascomycota, Sordariomycetes, Xylariales, Xylariaceae. The record is from the annotation of a GenBank genome assembly.
AUGCGGCAAGUCUCUCCGGAAGCUGAGGCCAUUUUCGACUUCAUAAUGGAGCUCCACCGAUCCUGCGCGGGGAACUGGCAGAGCAUGGCCGGUUACGAUGGAGUUACCGAGCGAGACGUCCGCGCCUUCGCAGAGUACGCUGCUACCUUCCUGUCGAACGUUGGGAACUACUAUGGAUCGGGGGACCAGAAAUUCGUACCCAGAAUUAGCUACGGAUCAUUGCGGGUGCUUUCCAACCGAACGAGAAAGCUGCAGAUCCUGUGGCAGACGCUGAAGGACAGCAUCCUGGCAACACAGCCCUCGAGACACGGGUAUCCCAGCCAUGACGCCCAGAGCGCUUACUACCUCGGAAAAGACAUCACCAAAGACGAAAUCGCUCUUGUGUCCAGACACAUGGACGCCCAUACGAUCAUGCCAGAGAAUACGCGGAUCCGAAAAACAGGGGAUAUAUCCUUCGAAGUCUUGCAGGCCUCGGAUCCCGCCAUGGUGAUUGACAUGCCAUUGCCCCUUGAGGGCUCGCCGCUGGACAGCUACGUCGUCGGCAAGUACUUGGAGAGCUUCAGACUCGGAAGCCUAGAGAAAUACCGGGACUCGCAAAGAUUAUGGGUUACCGACAAGGCACCGAAGGUUGAGAGCGUCUUCGGGUUCGUGGAGCCUUACCGAGACCCGGCAGGCAUACGUGCAGAGUUUGAGGGACUGGUCGGCAUCGCAGAUGCUGAGGAGACCAAACUGUUGUCGAACUUAGUCCGACAUUCCGACAAGUUCAUUCGCCGGCUACCCUGGGCUUCGGCUGAGAACAAUGGAAAAGGGGCCUUUGAGAAGUCGCUCUUCGACCCUCCUGAUUUUGCAAGCAUCCAUGCUCUUGCCUACUGCUCGAGCAUAGUAUUUCCUGGCAUCAAUCUCCCUAACUACAACGAUAUUCGUCAUAAUGUGGGAUUCAAGAACGUCAUCAUUGCCAAUCGAAUGGCGGCCGAAAGCACAGCGAUUCAGUGGCCAUUCAUUCCAGAUUCUGAAGCGGAAGCGUUCAAGAAGAACAUGUAUCCCGCAUACUACUGGUGGGUCGUGCUCCACGAACUAUUGGGUCAUAGAACUGGUAAGUUUAUGGUGGAGGAGCAGCCUGGCAAAUUCAACUUCGACAUCAAGCAUCCCCCUACGGACCCCUUGACCGGAAGACCCAUAAAGUCCUGGUAUCGGCCUGGGCAGACGUGGACUGGCAUCUUUGGCGAUCUCGCAACUACAGUCGACGAAUGCCGAGCCGAGCUGGUUGGGGCUUAUCUCAUGGACGACACCGAGCUGUUGGCUCUCCUCGGAUUCACGAGCAAGACAGAUAUCAAAGCUAGCGACCUGACGUACAAUCUCUACCAACACCUUGGGGUCGAUGGCCUUCGCGGCCUCGCGAACGUCAGCGCAGAUGGAAAGAAUUGGGGACAGGCACAUAGCCGUGCACAUUACGCGAUACUCCGAUGCCUCCUUCGAGACGGCCAUGGAUGCAUCCGAAUACAGCACGACGAGCAGAGAAACUCGCUAAAGGUACACGUCGACCGCUCGAAGAUCCUGACGCAUGGAAAGAAGGCCCUGGGUAACAUGCUGCUGCGGCUGCAUGUGUAUCGCUGCACUGCCGACGUCCAGGCUUGCCGAGAGUACUACGAGGAUCUCACCAAGGUAGAUAACGAGGCCCUGAGGUGGAGAAAGACGGUGGACGCUGAGAAGCCGCCACCCAUGUUGAAUGUGCAGGCCAACACGUUCUUGCGAAAUGGAGAAGUGGCUAUGAAGGAGUACGAGCCUACCGUGGAGGGCAUCAUCCAGAGCUGGUAUGAUCGUGAAGUCUGA